Messenger RNA from Musca domestica (house fly), 12197 nucleotides. RefSeq names its product protein sidekick. NCBI's taxonomy places the organism in Eukaryota, Metazoa, Arthropoda, Insecta, Diptera, Muscidae. The coding region runs from base 1098 to 8549 and encodes 2483 amino acids. Gene Ontology annotation, biological process: cell-cell adhesion. The record is from RefSeq and is a predicted model, not a curated record. The transcript is spliced from 16 exons. Gene Ontology annotation, molecular function: protein binding.
AGUGUUAAUAAUUUAAAGAAUAUUUAAUAUUUAAAAUUACAAAAUAAUUUAACUACAAAAUAUGUGAGAAGUGGAUAUCUAUACCUUUAUUCUACCAACAACAACAAAAAGUUGUUUGACCAGUUUGGUAAACACAUCGUUUCUGGUUAAGAGCAGCACAAAAUUCCGUCUCUGUUUGUUGGUAUUAAUCAUCGGCCAAGAAACAACUACAACAACAAUAUCAGCAGUGGAAAUAUGGUGUUUAGAAACAAUGGUGUUGUUGUGGAGAUCACAUAUUUGAAUAAUUAAUGUGUAAUUCAAACGUAAAAUGCAAAUUUCGAAAUUAAUUAUUUGUGUUGAAAUUUUCCAGGUUUUGUGCAAGAAUUUUCAAUAAUUUUGACCAUUCAAAUAUUAAUUUUCAAAGUGGAAUUUUCAUCAAAUUUACCCAACUAACAACGACCAAACCAACGAUCUUUUUCCAAUACAUGUAAAUUGUUGUUUAUUUUAUUUUGUGUUACCUACCUGUGUGUGAGUGUGCGACAACAUUUUGUGUGUUUUGUUGUUCUUGUUUUGUGCUUCAUUCUUAUUCACCUUUAUCUUUUGUGUACGUAAACGUCAUCUGUGAGAAGAAAAAAAAAGAAGUUAAGCGCCUAAAUAAAGAAGGCAGGCAGGUGUGUUUCAAUAAGAAAUUCUCAAACCACAUAGAGGGAGAGCGAGAGAGAGCCAGUUUGAGAGUGAGAUCACAAAAGAUCUUUAACUGUGUUGUGUUCACCUACCAUUAUUUGCCCAAGUGGUGAGAGACAACAAAAAUUACCUUUAUUCUCCCUACUCAGAUUUCUCAAGAGUGUGCUUUGAAAUAAACAAAACAAACAAAGAAAUAUUCAACAACAAAAAAGUAAUAUGAAAUAACAACAAAAGUGGAAGAAAUAAAGCAAAGCAAAUGAAAAUAGUGGUGUCUACCAAAAGCAGAAAAAGUUCACAUUAACCCUAACCAAAAGAGUAGCACAACAAAACCCGAUCAUCAUCAUCAUCCCAAUUUGCAUAUUUUGUGCAAUAUCAUUGACAACAACAAAAUAAAAAAAAAAACUACAACGACAACAAAUCAAAAACAAACAAAAAUGGAAGAACUAGAAAGGCGGCAGCAUUCCAGCUACUCAAAAUUAUCCAACGACCAACAAAAGGUGGUGGUGCUGCAACGAAUAUUCCAUCAGCAGAGAAUGUCAAAGAUUCAUUUGUGGAUUACCUUAACAAUCUUUGUGCUCUGCUUGCAUUUCGACAGCUGUCAUUCUUUAGAUGGUCAACAGCUACAACCGCCACGCUUCACCACACAGCCAUCGUCGUCCAGUUCCAUAGUCAGUGAAGGACGAACGAAAAUUCUACAGUGUCAUGCCUUAGGUUAUCCCCAGCCCACAUAUCGUUGGAUAAAAAAUGGCAUACCAGUCGGUGAUUUUUCACCCAGCCAAUAUAUGCGUAUCCUGAAUACCCAGCGUGAGGAUGCUGGCAGCUAUAAGUGUAUUGCAAAAAACGAAGCUGGCUCCAUAUUUAGUGAAACGGUUGACGUUGUCGUCGCAUACAUGGGCACAUUCAACAAUGUAACCGAGGGCCGUUUAAAUGUCAUAUCAGGCCAUCCGGCCAUAUUGGAUUUGCCCGACAUCGAUUCAGUUCCUACGCCCUCGGUGAUAUGGCAAACUGUCGAUGGCCAGCUCAAUUAUGACAUCAAAUACGCAUUCACCAAAUCCAAUCAAUUGAUUAUCCUCAACACCGACGAGGCGGAUCGUCAGGCAUAUCGAGCACGUGCCAUCAACACCCAACUGGGCAAGGAGGAGAACAGCAGUUUCAUACACGUCAAUGUGAGCGGCGAUCCAUACAUUGAAGUGCCACCGGAAAUCAUUGUACAUCCGCAGGAUAUGAAAUUGAAACGUGGCGAACAAGUUGCCGAACUGCAGUGCAUUGCAAAUGCCCGGCCGUUGCAUGAAUUGGAAACGUUGUGGUUCAAGGAUGGCAUAGCCAUUGAGAAUGCCGAAAUAGCGCAUACCCUCAACGAUCCGUGGAAUCGUUCGUUGGCCCUGUUGUCGGUGAAUUUGACGCACUCGGGUGAAUAUUCGUGUCAGGUGCGUUUACGCAGUGGCGGUUUCAAGACAUUGGUGGCGAAGGCCAGAAUCGAAAUACUCGAACCACCGUCGUUUUUUACACCAAUGCGUCAGGAGACAUUCGGGGAAUUGGGUGUAUUGGUCACACUGCCAUGUGAUGUUGUGGGCGAUCCACAGCCAACGGUGACAUGGUAUCGCAAUGCGGAGCCAAUUGAUUUGGCCAAUGAAAAAUAUUCCAUUGGCGAGGAUAAUGCUUUGCACAUCAAAAAACUCGAGCUGGAAGAUUCGGCCAUGUAUCAAUGUCUGGCGCUGAAUGAGGCUGGUGAAAAAUCGGCCUACACUUGGCUGAGAGUUAAAACUAUUAAAUUGCCAUACAAUGGUGGUUUGGUGGAAUACAGUGCUUCAGCUUCAACUACUACAACAACUACUAAUAACCAUAAAAUCUCAGCUACUAAUUACAAACAUAAAACCACAAAAUUCAUUAACCAUCGUUUUAAUAUACCUCAUAAUGGUGCGGCUGCAAAUGCUGCGACAGCUCAAAGUACAACUGCCCCGGCAUUAACGACACCAGUUACAACAGCGGCAGCAGCAGCCACCACAAGAAUCAUCAAUGGCAUCGAUAAUGUCAUAACGGCACCGACAUCAACAUCAACAGCCCAUCAUCAUAGAUUUAAUAAACAGUAUUUUAAGGUGUAUGAAAAAUCGAAAGUAUCCUCUUAUUCUAAUGUUACGACUGCUGCUGCUAAUGCCGGCAGUGGCAGCGGCAGCGCUAGCUCAAAUGCUUCAUCUUUAAUUUCCCCCAUCAUCAACGUCAUUAAUGGCACUAGUCAUGGCGCUCAUCCGACCAACGCCGCCAACACAUAUCCUGGAAAUGCCACAACUAGCAGUAGUAGAGGUAGUACUAGUACUACUACAACCACAACCAAGGAUACAAUGAUUGUUGUUAGUGGUGGCAGUGGUAGUGGUAGCUGUGAUGGUAAUGGUGUUGGUGCUGCUGAUACUGGUACUGGUAAUUGUGCAUUCGUUAGUGAUUUAUUAAAGCGCAUUAAGCGUUUGGCUCAACCGCGCAUUUUACGUGUUAAGUCGUCGCAUGCUGGUGCCACCACGGGUUCAGGACACAAUAACAAUAGACGCAAGGACUUUCGCUUUGCCUCGGCCCCUGUCAUGGAAGUACCACCACAAAAUGUAACCGCUUUGGAUGGUAAAGAUGCAACUAUUUCCUGCCGUGCUGUUGGUGCUCCCAAUCCAAACAUCACUUGGAUUUACAAUGAAACCCACCUGGUUGAAAUUUCAAGCCGCAUCCAAAUUUUGGAAUCUGGAGAUUUAUUAAUUUCAAAUGUACGCGAAUCCGAUGCUGGUCUUUAUACCUGUGUACGCUCGAAUGAGGCCGGCACCGUGAAUGGUGAGGCCUAUUUAGGUGUUUUGGUUCGCACACAAAUCAUUCAGCCACCGGUUGACACCACAGUUCUAUUGGGCCUUACCGCAUCGUUGCAGUGCAAAGUCUCCAGUGAUCCAACGGUGCCCUACAACAUCGAUUGGUAUCGUGAAGGUCAUCCAACGCCCAUUAGCAAUUCGCAGCGCAUUGGUGUACAGUCCGAUGGUACAUUGGAAAUACAAGCGGUACGAGCCUCCGAUGUGGGCACCUAUGCCUGUGUUGUUACCUCGCCGGGUGGCAAUGAAACACGGUCAGCCCAUUUGAGUGUCAUCGAACUACCAUUUCCACCGUCCAACGUGAAGGCAACACGUUUGGAGGGUGCCAACCAACGUGCCAUAAAUGUAUCCUGGACUCCGGGCUUCGAUGGCAAUAGUCCAAUAUCGAAGUUUAUUAUACAAAGGCGUGAAGUGUCGGAAUUGGAAAAAUUCGUAGGUCCCGUACCAGAUCCCUUCCUCAAUUGGAUAACCGAGCUAAGUAAUGUUUCGGCCGAAAAUCGUUGGAUUUUAUUGGAAAGUUUGAAAGCAGCCACAGUCUAUCAAUUUCGCGUAAGUGCCGUUAAUCAAGUUGGCGAGGGUUCACCCUCGGAACCAAGUAAUGUUGUGGAGUUGCCGCAGGAAGCACCCUCUGGUCCACCGGUAGGAUUUGUCGGUUCAGCCCGAUCACAAUCGGAAAUUAUAACACAAUGGCAACCACCAUUGGAGGAACAUCGAAAUGGACAAAUUCUCGGUUACAUUAUACGAUAUCGUCUAUAUGGCUACAACAAUGUACCCUGGAUGUAUCAGAAUAUCACAAAUGAGGCCCAACGAAACUAUCUGAUACAAGAGCUAAUAACAUGGAAGGAUUAUAUAGUACAAAUUGCUGCCUACAACAAUAUGGGCGUUGGUGUCUAUACGGAAGGUGCUAAAAUCAAAACCAAAGAAGGUGUACCCGAAGCCCCUCCCACCAAUGUUAAGGUACAGGCCAUAAAUUCCACUGCCGUUAAGGUGACAUGGACACCACCAAAUCCCCAGCAAAUAAAUGGCAUAAAUCAAGGCUAUAAAAUCCAAGCCUGGCGUACGCAACUAAUUGAUGGCGAAGAACGUGAAGUGGAGGAGAAAAUGAUGACGGUGCCACCUAGUUUAUUAGAUCCCUUGGCCGAACAAUCGGCCACACUGGCGGGUUUGGAGAAGUUCCAUGACUACAAUAUUACCGUAUUGUGUUUCACCGAUCCCGGUGAUGGUGUGCGUAGCUUCCGCAUACCGGUUAAAACCAAAGAAGAUGUACCCGAUGAAAUAACUGCCUUGCAUUUUGAUGAUGUCUCUGAUCGUUCGGUUACGGUGCUUUGGGCUCCGCCCAAAAAUAUAAAUGGCAUUUUGACCGGCUACACAGUGCGUCACCAAGUCAAAGAUCGCCCGGAAACAAUGAGAUCCGUCAAUUUAACAGCCGAAGAUACUCAGUUGGUGGUUAAUCAGCUACAGGCCACCACACAUUAUUGGUUCGAAAUUCGGGCAUGGACCCGGGUAGGUGGUGGUCCACCCAAAACUGCAACCAUACAAUCAGGGGUUGAACCAGUACUGCCACAUCCUCCCACAAACUUGGCCCUGUCAAACAUCGAGGCAUUUUCGGUCGUUUUACAAUUCACUCCUGGCUUUGAUGGCAAUUCCUCAAUUACCAAAUGGAAAGUGGAAGCUCAAACUGCCCGCAAUCUAACCUGGUUUACGGUAUGUGAAAUAUCCGAUCCAGAUGCUGAGACACUAACCGUAACCGGUCUAACACCAUUCACCCAAUAUCGUUUGCGUCUAAGUGCCACAAAUGUGGUGGGAACAUCUAAAGCUUCCGAGCCUACCAAGGAUUUCCAGACCAUACAAGCUCGACCGAUGCAUCCACCAUUCAAUGUUACCGUUCGUGCAAUGUCAGCUACUCAAUUGCGGGUACGUUGGAUUCCCCUACAGCAAACGGAAUGGUAUGGUAAUCCUCGGGGCUACAACAUAACAUACAGGCAGGUGGAAAGUGAAAAUCGCGUUACUCCAAAAAGCGUACUCAUAGAAGAUCAUACGGCCAACUCACAUGUCCUUGAAAAUCUCGAGGAAUGGACGGUAUAUGAGGUUUCCAUGACGGCCUGCAAUGAUGUGGGGCAAUCGCGGGAAAGCGUUAUUGCGGUGGAAAGGACUAGGGAGGCCGUACCCUCCUAUGGCCCUCUGGAUGUACAAGCGAAUGCCACAUCGUCUACCACGAUUGUCGUCAAAUGGGGCGAGGUGCCCAAGCAGCAUCGCAAUGGACAAAUUGAUGGUUACAAAGUCUUUUAUGCUGCCACAAAUCGUGGAGGUCAGGUGCUGCACAAAACCAUACCAAAUAACAGUUCGUUUACCACCACCCUAACGGAACUUAAAAAAUUCGUGAUCUAUCACAUCCAGGUAUUGGCAUUUACUCGCCUUGGCGAUGGUGCAUUGAGUACACCACCUGUAAGAGUACAAACAUUUGAAGACACCCCAGGUGCACCCUCAAAUGUCAGCUUCCCGGAUGUAUCGUUCUCCACAGCUCGCAUUAUUUGGGAUGUUCCUGAAGAUCCAAAUGGUGAAAUUUUGGCUUACCAAGUGACAUAUUCCCUGAACGGAACGUCCAGCUUGAACUAUAGUCGUGAAUUUUCACCAUCCGACCGUACAUUCCGUGCUACCCAACUCUUGGCGGAACGUUAUUACAUAUUCAGUGUUACCGCCCAGACUCGCUUGGGUUGGGGCAAGACAGCAUCCGUAUUGGUUUACACAACCAAUAAUCGUGAUCGUCCUCAGCCACCUUCAAUGCCUCAAAUAUCCCGAAGUCAAAUACAGGCCCAUCAAAUUACCUUCAAUUGGACGCCAGGAAGGGAUGGAUUUGCCCCGCUGAGGUAUUACACCGUGCAAAUGCGUGAAAAUGAAGGUCCCUGGACAUUGCUGCCAGAAAGAGUUGAUCCCUCACUGACCUCUUAUACAGCUACGAACUUAAAACCGCAUACAACUUAUCAAUUCCGAAUUCAAGCUACCAAUGAUUUGGGACCAUCAGCCUUUAGUAGGGAGAGUAUAAUUGUAAGAACAUUGCCGGCAGCUCCAUCGGUUUCGGUGACCAAUCUUAAAGUCGUGCCAAUUACAACAACUUCGGUCAGAGUGAAAUGGAAUGCCUUGGAAACAUCCAUGUGGAAUGGUGAUGCCACAACGGGAGGCUAUCGCAUAUUGUAUCAACAACUUUCCGAUUUCCCCACAGCCUUACAAGCCACACCCAAAACCGAUGUUAUGGGUAUUAACAUUGAUUCGGUGGUGUUAUCGGAUCUACAACAAGAUCGCAACUAUGAGAUUGUGGUAUUACCAUUCAAUUCCCAGGGACCGGGUCCAGCAACCCCACCUGUAGCAGUUUACGUGGGAGAGGCUGUUCCAACGGGAGAACCUAGAGCUGUUGAUGCCGCACCCAUAUCUAGCACCGAGGUACGUUUGCGCUGGAAGCCACCAAAGCAAAGUAUGCAAAACGGAGAUCUGUUGGGUUAUAAAAUAUUCUAUUUGGUAACCGAUUCACCGCAAGAACUUGAGGAUGGUAAAACAUGGGAAGAAGAAAUUGAAGUAGUAUCCGCCACGGCCACAUCUCAUAGUUUGGUCUUUUUGGAUAAAUUCACUGAAUAUCGGAUACAAAUAUUGGCAUUUAACCCCGCCGGAGAUGGACCCCGAUCAGCACCAAUAACCGUGAAAACACUACAAGGCCUGCCAAGUGCACCACAAAAUCUACGUUUCGAAGAUAUAACAAUGCAAUCGCUUAAGGUGUCCUGGGAUCCGCCAAAGUUCAAAAACGGUGAAAUAUUGGGGUAUUUAGUGACCUAUGAGACCACCGAAGAAAAUGAAAAAUUCAGCAAACAAGUCAAACAAAAAGUGUCGGGUACCAGUUUGUUGGUACAAAAUCUGGAAGAGGAAGUAACCUACACCUUCACCGUCAGGGCUCAGACAAUAGAUUAUGGUCCUGCAGUUAGUGAAAAUGUGACAACGGGGCCCCAGGAUGGUUCACCGGUUGCCCCACGUGAUUUGAUUUUAUCCAAGACAUUAUCCAGUGUAGAAAUGCAUUGGUUAAAUGGACCUUCAGGGCGCGGACCCAUAUUGGGCUAUUAUAUCGAGGCCAAAAAACGAGAACGAGGCGAACCAUCAUUUAUUUACGACUCCCGUUGGGAGACAAUCACGAAAACCACCACCGGUACCAUACAAGACUUUACAGUCAGUUACCAAAGUCUGUUGCCCUCGACUGCCUAUACAUUCCGGGUGAUUGCCUAUAAUCGUUAUGGCAUAUCAUUCCCAGUCUAUUCAAAGGAUUCAAUAUUGACACCCUCCAAAUUGCAUUUGGAAUACGGUUAUCUACAGCAUAAGCCAUUCUAUCGUCAAACAUGGUUUAUGGUUGCAUUGGCUGCCACCUCCAUUGUGAUUAUAAUUAUGGUUAUUGCAGUAUUGUGUGUUAAGAGUAAAAGCUAUAAAUAUAAACAGGAAGCUCAAAAAACACUGGAAGAAUCAAUGGCCAUGUCUAUUGAUGAGCGCCAAGAACUAGCCUUAGAAUUAUAUCGUUCACGUCAUGGUGUGGGCACUGGUACCCUUAAUAGUGUGGGUACACUGAGUCGCGGCACAUUGGGUACGCUGGGCCGUAAGAACAAUAAUCGACCACCAAACAAUGUUCAACUGGGUAAAAGUCCGCCCCGGCCAUCUCCUGCAUCGGUGGCCUAUCACAGCGAUGAGGAAAGCCUAAAAUGUUACGAUGAAAAUCCAGAUGAUAGCAGUGUAACAGAAAAGCCAUCCGAGGUUAGCUCGUCGGAAGCGUCGCAGCAUUCGGAGAGCGAAAAUGAGAGCGUGCGCUCUGAUCCACAUUCCUUUGUCAAUCAUUAUGCCAAUGUCAAUGAUUCACUGCGACAAUCAUGGAAGAAAACGAAACCCGUACGCAACUAUUCCAGCUAUACGGAUUCCGAACCCGAAGGCAGUGCAGUGAUGAGUCUCAAUGGUGGUCAAAUUAUUGUUAAUAAUAUGGCCAGAUCGAGAGCACCAUUGCCUGGUUUCUCAUCUUUUGUCUGACAAUCUACAGAAUUGUAAGAUUUAGUUUCAAUUAUCAAUUUUCUCCUCCUGCCCCUUAUCAUUAUCAUCAUACCUCCUCAUAACUGAACAAACAAUCACCAAACACAUUUACAUUACUGCUGCUACUUGGCACACCGUAACUACUUACAAAUCAUACAACAAAAAAACAAAAACAAAAUCAUAUUUUUACUUUCGAAACAAAAAGCUAAAGAAAAAUGAUAAAAAAAUAACAAAAAAAUGAAACACAAAAGAUGACGAAAACAAAUGUCUGCCUAUAUUUAUUUUUUAGUAAUUAAAUUGUAUGUAGGAUCAUAAGAAAUUCUAAUGAAAUUUAUUAGAUUGUUAAGCUAAAGAAAAAGAAAAAACAAAACUUUAUUUAUAUUUAGAAAACGACAACUAGGUAUAAUGGUACCAGAUAUGCAUUCAUUUUUAUUUCCUUUUUCCAAUAAUUAUCACAUUUUCCGUUUAUUUUUUCCUUUCAUAUAAUUUAUUAGACGAAUUGUAUGUUUUUUGUUUAUUAUCUAUUACAACACUGGGCUACAGCUAAAAAAUUGUUUGUAAUUGAGAAGUGAUUCGGACUUAAAUAUGAACAUGUAUUUUAUUCGAUUACAAUUUACAACCUGCUUCUGCUGAAAUUGGCGAAGUAGUACCAAGUCUCUUUUUCAAAAAUAUCCUGUUAAUAAUUUUUAUUUGAAAUCUAAUGAAAUCUUUCAUUCAAUAUAAAAUAACCACCAAAAGUUAAAAAAAAUUAAAUUUCAUUUUUUUUACUCUUCUUGUUGGUUAUUUACAUUGAAACCAACGCCACUUCAAAAUUACAAUUUUGUAGCAAUGUGUUAUUUAGAACUUAAGGCCAUUAUUAGUAUUGUUUAAGAUUUGAAAUGAAACAUAAUACGAUUUGUAUAUUUUUUAAAAGCUAUUUCAAAUGAAUCCUUAUUAAGUAUUAUUCUGUUAAUUGAAUAAUUUACUUAAUUAAUUUAAAAGAGCUUCAUUUAAUAGCUUUUAAAUCGAAACUAAAAUCAAACGAAAAAUCCCUCUCUUUCUCUCCCCAUCCCUAUUGUAUUUGUGAACUACCCCCAAAAUUAAGUAGUAAGAUAAAAACGAAAACAAAUUGUAAGUAAUUGCAGAUUUAUUUAAGUUGUUAAAAUUACAAAAUCCCUUAAGCUCUUGUAAAAUAUAUUCAGAAACACGUUACCAUAGUUAGGAGUUGAUGUGUAAAGUAAAAAUGUGUCAGCAGUUUGUCUUUAAAAAUCUCGAUAAUGAAUUUAAAGUUUUUUGUCAUAUAAAAAAGUUAUGACAAUUUCAAAUAUAACCCAAUCUGUGCGACAGUACUAUGUAAAAGAAGUCAUGACGAUUACAAAUUUAAAUUUCAUUCAAAUGUCUAAGUUAAAAUUGUGUCAGUUUUUCUUGUGUGUAUAAAAAAUGUAUAUUUCUUCUUCAUAUAAAAAAUGAGUCGACAAUUUCAAACUUAACCCAAUCGCUGCGACGACACCAUAUGUCUUUGAACUAAAAUCAAGCUGAGAGAGCUGAUUAAAUCUAUUUAUGCGACGGUAAAAUAAAUUACUUCCAGACAUAUGUAUUUUUAUUAUAGGCUUCGGCAGGCCAAUAUUUGUGGGUUUGAAUCGUUUAAUAAACAUUUCGAAACAAAUGUUUCCGCAAGUAAUGGGUUAAAUCUCAUUCGUAUAUGUUGUUACAAAUUCGAAUUAGUUAUUGUUCACAUGGUUGAUUGGUAUGAAUCCCUAUUUAAAUAAAUAUUUCAUAUUUCAAAACAGUGUAAAUUACAAGCAAGAUUUGAAAUCAGAUUUAAUGUACACAUUAUUAAUGAAUAGUUCUUUAAAAACAAAUUGAAUUUCACUCAUUAAAUUACUCGAAUUUAAAUGGCAAAUGCAGUCAUUUACCUUGAAGUCUUCAAGUGUCAAAAAAAUCUGUAUAAUAACCAAAAUCCUCACGCAAGGUAGCUAAAAACGGACCAGUUGUUUUACAUAAUCUCGACAUGAUUGAAAUCCAAAAUAAACUAGCCCUUCGAUUAAAUAAUUGUUAUUCCGUUUGUAACUCCUCGAAACUCCUCAUGUCAGACCCAGUAUAUAUAUUCUUGAUCAGCCUAAAAUUCUAAGUCAAAUUAGCGAUGUCCGCCCAUCUGUCUUUUGUAAUCAAGCUAUCUUUCGAACAAAUUGAGAUAGAAGGCUAAAAUUUUGCACACAUGUUUAUUCUACCAGUAGACAGGUUAAGUUCGUAAUUGGGCCUUGUAGGUCCACGUUUUCAUAUAGCCCCCAUAUAGCGGCACCUCCGAAUACUCGACAUUUUUAUGAUUUUGGCGACAUUAUUCACCGGAAGUGUUUCAAAUUUGGUAUUUGAAGUUCGCAAUGGAUACUACAGCCUGUGACAGAUAAUUGUCUGUGCAGGUCCACGUCUUCAUAUAGUCCUCAUAUAUGAUGAUUGAUGAUGAUUUUAGCGUCAUUAUUUGCCGGAGAAGAUUCAAAUUACGUAUUUAGAGUUCGUGAUGGGAACUACAGUCUGUAACAGGCCGCACAUAUCAGUACCUCCCUAUAUUCGGUAUUUUGACGAUUUAGGGUACAAUACUCACCGAAAUUGUUUGAAAUGUCGCAUUUGAAGUUUGUAAUGGAAGCUAACAGAAUUUUUAACGGAUUUUAUUUUCUGAAAAUUUCCAAAUUCGUUCCAAAUGGUGGAGGGUAUUUCGGCCGAACUUACUGCUUUUUAACUUGUUUUAAUAUGCUAUUUUAAAGAACGACUUAUCCGAUUUGAUAUAGGUCUCGCUUCGCUUCCCUUUAGCAACAAAUAAUAAAUGUCCUCUUCAGCAUUGAAUUCUAUUCGAAAAACAGACCCUCGCCACGCAAAAACAAGAUGUCACAAAAUAUAGUAAAUGCCUUUAGUUUUUAAUUCUGUUCGAUUUAAUUCCACAUCAUUUUGUCUUCAUAAUUUCAUAAUAAAAUUUAAAACUUGCGUUUAUUUAAAUUAAAAACAUGUAACUAUGGUAAUGUUUCUGAAAUAUUAAUAUGAAACAAAUAUCUGAUAAUAUUGUUUGAAUAUAUCUUUCAAACUUGUGAUAAUAAGACUUUCAAUAGGAACAAAAACAAAAAUCACAUCAACGAUUAUACGUUUUUUCUAUGUAAUUUGCUAUUUAUUUCAUAAACGAAAUAAACAGUGUAAUUGGUUUUAUUUCUUCCUGUGUUGUAUUUUCAGUUAUUUCAUUCAUUUUUAAUUAAUUUACAAUAACGCAAAUCUCUCAAACAUUGACACAUAUUUAUCUGGUGGGGGAUAAAUGAGUUGAGCGAUUAAUUUGAAAACAAAAUCUCUAAUUUUGGCUGUGUCAAAAAUGUGAAAAAUAACUUAUUUUACCUCCACCGCUCAAAAUCCCAAAAAAAAAUUCUUCUCAUUUCUGUCAACUUUGUUAGCACAAACCUCAUCUUUCUAAUUUCGUUUGAAUUUUUUUUUUGUGUCAUUUCAUUGUCGUUAGUUUUUUUUUUCAUUUCUUUACCAUUAUAAUUGUAUAUGAAAUCGUUUAUUAGAUUUAAGAUAACUUUAACUGACCAGACAAAUCUCAUAAUUAAAAAUAUUUUUAUCAUUGUCCUCUGUAUCUGUAAUCAAAUAAAAAUAAAUAAAUGUGUAAAUAUUAACUAUCAUUAAAAUAAA